Molecule: messenger RNA, 1555 nt
Organism: Xiphophorus couchianus (Monterrey platyfish)
Lineage: Eukaryota; Metazoa; Chordata; Actinopteri; Cyprinodontiformes; Poeciliidae
Gene: tp53i3
Product: tumor protein p53 inducible protein 3
Molecular function (GO): quinone binding; NADPH binding; quinone reductase (NADPH) activity
Source: RefSeq, a predicted model, not a curated record
UGUUGUUGUUUCUCUUCUGCGUUUCUACCUUUUGUUCAUUCCGUUCUUGCUUCUUUCUUCUGCUUUAUAGCUUCGUUAUUCGCUGUCUUUGCCAUCCGCACUGCUUACUUUACGCUACGGGAAGCAGAAGCGUCCGAAAAAUACUCACGCAUCUCCCCUUUUAUUCAUCAGGCUGCUAAAAGCGGCUGCCAUUUCAAUUCUCACUUUCAGUUGAUCACUUUUCUCUUCUAAAUCAAGCGUCUGUUAACGUUUUUAUAUAAUUUGACUGCAUGUCAUUUUUAAUGUUCAUUUUAUCUCUUAAUAUUUUUUUUUUCAACACUUUGUUAUUACUUUGAUCAAAUUACGUUAGCCAUCCCGAGAUUAUAAAAUGCCUCACAUUCUUCAAACUGGGAUUUCUAUGCUAAGAAAAACCUGCAACACAAGCUGGAGUAAGAGUUGCUCGAGCUUUGCGAAGAUGAUGCGGGCAGUUUGUGGAGGACCAGAGAGUCUGGUGCUGCGCUCCAUCCCCAGACCUACACCUAAAGACGGAGAGGUCCUGAUUAAAGUCCACGCAGCUGCCCUCAACAGGGCCGACUUGUUACAGAGAAGAGGUUUGUAUCCUCCUCCUGCGGGUGAGAGCGACAUAAUCGGUCUGGAGGUCGCUGGAACGGUGGACGGUCUGGGUCCAAGCCUGAAGGGGAACUGGAAACCAGACGACAGGGUGAUGGCUCUGCUGGCUGGAGGAGGAUAUGCUGAAUAUGUUUCUGUUCCCGAGGAACUUUUAAUGCCGGCGCCCGACAACCUCACGUUCUGCCAGGCCGCUGCCAUCCCGGAGGCUUGGCUCACCGCUUUUCAGCUGCUGGUUUUCAUAGCGCAGGUGAAGCAGGGUGAAGUGGUGCUGGUUCACGCCGGAGCCAGCGGUGUGGGAACGGCUGCCGUCCAGCUGGCCCGUCUGUUCGGCGCGGUUCCCGUGGUGACAGCGGGGAGCCGAGAGAAGCUGCGGCUGGCGGAGAAGCUGGGCGCAGCGGCUGGAUACAACUACAAGGAGGAGAGCUUUGUUCAGGGAGUCCAUGACUUCACAGGAGGAAAAGGGGCGGAUGUGAUCCUCGACUGCAUCGGUGGGAGUAACUGGGAGAAGAACGUGAGCUCCCUGGCAGUGGACGGCAGAUGGGUGCUGUACGGCACCAUGGGAGGCAGGGCAGUGGAGGGAGACCUGCUGGGCAGGAUGCUGUCCAAGCGAGGCCGCUUACUCUGCAGCCUCCUCCGCUCUCGCAGCCUUCAGUACAAGGCGGACCUGGUCAGAGCCUUUGCGGACAGGGCGUUGCCAUGUUUCUCAGAGCAGCCUGCCACCUUGAGGCCAGUGAUCGACAGCACAUAUAAGCUGGAGGACAUCGCGGAGGCUCACAGACACAUGGAAGCAAACAGAAACAUGGGAAAAAUUGUUGUUACUGUGACUCCACAAAGUGAGGAGACUCCUUGAUUGAAACACAGCUGUGACGUGCUUGUUUGGCCAGAGUUAAUUAAUUAUGCAGUGCUGAGAUAUGGUUCAAUCAAUAAUAAAAUGGUCUAAAUGUGG